Molecule: messenger RNA, 3037 nt
Organism: Exaiptasia diaphana
Lineage: Eukaryota; Metazoa; Cnidaria; Anthozoa; Actiniaria; Aiptasiidae
Product: kelch-like protein 5
Exons: 4
Coding region: 76-1806 (576 amino acids)
Molecular function (GO): protein binding
Source: RefSeq, a predicted model, not a curated record
GUCUUUAAUGAAGAAAAAGAGCACUUAAUAAUUAGAAGAUUUAUACUCAACAUUUUUGGAUUGAAAGGGAAAGAUAUGGAGGAGGACGACGACUGCGUAACAUUUCGAAGCGACGAACAUCUAGCAAAAACCUUUCGUCGGUUUCAAGCAUUCAAAGAAAAUUCUGUUCUUUGCGACAUCAAACUUGUAGUUGGCGACAAGAAAAUCAAAGCACAUCGCCUUAUAUUAGCAGCUUUUAGUGACUAUUUCAGUGCUAUGUUUACGGGAGAUAUGUCAGAAACAACGCAAUAUACAGUAAAUUUAACAGAUUUAAAUCCUUUGGCUGUGGAAGCUUUGAUAAAGUAUGCCUAUACAGCAGAGAUCGAAAUACGUGUUGACAAUGUUGAGAAUUUGCUGUCGGCUUCUUGUAUACUUCAGGUUGAUGAGGUGAAGCAAGCCUGUUCUGAAUUCAUGUGCCAUCAGCUUCACCCCUCUAACUGUUUGGGAAUUCGUGCAUUUGCAGAUGGGCAUGGAUGUGUGGAACUAUUCAAGCGAAGCGAUAAGUACACAAAAGAUCACUUCGUUGAUGUUGUAAAAAAUCAAGAAUUUGUUGUAUUAGCUGCAGAAAGUGUGGCAGAGCUUUUAUCUAGCGACGAUCUUAACGUUUCUUCUGAAACUCAAGUAUUUACAGCUCUAACUUCAUGGACUAAACACGAUUAUGAAAACAGAAAAAAACAUCUCUCAGACCUUCUCUCUCACGUACGCCUUCCAUUGCUGUCAACACAAUACCUUCUAGACCAAGUUGAACCUUGUCCACUUUUUCGUGACCUUGCACCAUGCAGAGAACUGAUCAUAGAGGCCAUGAAAUAUCAGCUUUUGCCAGAGAGACGACUUCAAGCACUUUCACCUAGAACAAAACCUAGAUAUUCUACUGUAGGGAGGUUAUUUGCAGUGGGUGGUAUGGAUUCUUCAAAGGGAGCCAUCAACAUAGAGGAAUAUGAUGUCCGAAAUAAUCACUGGUCACUUGUUGGACCUAUGGCUUCGAGACGUUUACAGUUUGGAUUAGCUGUAUUGGAUGGUAAUCUAUAUAUUGUAGGUGGAAGAGAUGGACUUAAAACACUUAAUACAGUAGAAAGUUAUGAUCCUGAAACAGCUCAAUAUACAUCAGUUACAUCUAUGAAUACCCAUCGACAUGGUCUAGGUGUGGCAAUUUUGAAUGGUCCACUGUAUGCUGUUGGGGGCCAUGAUGGCUGGUCGUAUCUCAGUACUGUUGAAAGAUAUGAUCAAAUCACAAAGCAGUGGAGCUUUGUUGCUCCAAUGAGUACCYCAAGAUCCACUGUUGGUGUGGCUGUUUUAGAUGGCAAACUGUAUGCCGUUGGAGGAAGAGAUGGAUCAUCAUGCUUGAAUUCAGUGGAAUGCUAUGACCCUAACACAAACAGAUGGACUUUAGUUUCUCCAAUGUUAAAGAGGAGGGGAGGUGUUGGUGUCACUGUACUUGGUAACUUUUUAUAUGCCAUGGGAGGACAUGACACUCCUGCAAGCCAAGACUCAUGCCGACAGUUUGAAUCUGUAGAACGUUAUGAUCCCAAAACAGACCAGUGGACUGUUGUCGGCUCCAUGAUAAAUUGCAGAGAUGCUGUAGGUGUCUGUUGUCUAGGUGACAAACUAUAUGCGAUUGGUGGCUAUAAUGGUUCUAAGUAUUUAAAUGCAGUAGAGGCAUAUGAUCCUAUAACUAAUGAAUGGGAGGAGGUUGCUCCACUAAAUGCAGGACGUGCAGGGGCAUGUGUUGUUGCUAUACCAAACAGUACUAGUAUUACAAAACUUUGACAAAUUUGUGAGUAAUUUACUGCACUCCUCCUGUAUGGAGAUGUUUUUGUUUUAACAUUUUCACGGAUUGUUGAGAUAUUUGACUGGGUCACUGUUAAGGGUAAUUAAUAUUUUAAAACUAUCAGACAGAAUUUUCAUAAUAAAAAUAAGGCACUAAGCCAUACAGAAAAGGCAGUAAGUUACGAGUCUUAAAUAUGACAGGAUUUAAGAUGACUGCAUAAUGGGCUUUGACCACUAAUUAAAGUAAAUAUUUCUAAAUUGGCUGCAUAACAAAAAGAUACUAAAAUAAGCCAGGUCAACUAACAGCCUCUGGGUCUAUGGCAUUGCCAUAGAGGCUGUUACAGGGUUUGCGCUAGUCCUUGAUGAAAAGUCCUGGAAAUGAAAACUCGUCUUCAAGGGUGCUUGAAAAGCCCUUGAAAAUAGGGAAAAUUGCUUAAAAUCCUGGAAAACUCUUUGAAUCUAAUGAAAUUGACUUGCUAGCUUCUGGAUUGAAAUGUGGCUAUUUUUUGAAAAUCACCACUGGAAACGCUCGCAAACUUCAAAAAAUAUCUUCAAAAACCUUGAAAAUUUGCAUUACUUGAAAAGUCCUGGGAUUUUGUAGUGAAAAUGUAUCACAAACCCUGCUGUUAGUUGAGCUGGCUUAUUGGCAAAAUUAAGACUCACAAUAAUUACAUUGCCCCAUACUCUGAAAUAGAAAUUAAUAAAUUAAUAAUUGAUAGAUUCUUAUAUUUACCAUAUAUAUUAAAUUUGUAUUUUAUAAGCGGAAACCGUUGCAUCGCAACUUCAAUGUUCAUAAGAAAUCACUGGAAUGACUGAACAAGUUUGUGAAAAGCAUUGUCCCUUAGAUCAAAAUCCAAACAAACUUUAAAAAGAAGUUGUGAAAUAAAUGAUUUUUGCCUUAACUUAUAAUUCAUGUAAUUCAGUGACUGCAAGCGAUUUUAUUAAUAAUAUUUUUUAGUAUAUAUUUAUGUACAAAUUAUGGAGCAACACACUAGGUGCUCAAGAAAAAGUUAUAAUAAUUAUUAUAAAAUGAUGAAACACUUUUCUAGUACCAAAUGAUAGUAUUGUUUUAGUAAUAUUUGGAAGAAAAGGGUUAUUUCAUCAGUGCUUUAUGCUUAUAUUUUGUUGUUUUUUUUUUAAUAUAAAAUGCUUAUAAGUAAUAAUGGGAACAUGUAUUUGUAUUCACUUUAAUUUUACUUUCAUAGAGUGUUAAUUAAAUUCAUAACCAGGA